Necator americanus (New World hookworm) is the source of this 261-nucleotide messenger RNA. RefSeq lists its product as uncharacterized. NCBI's taxonomy places the organism in Eukaryota, Metazoa, Nematoda, Chromadorea, Rhabditida, Ancylostomatidae. The transcript has a single exon. The record is from RefSeq and is a predicted model, not a curated record. The coding region runs from base 1 to 261 and encodes 86 amino acids.
AUGGACAGCAUCGACAAGGAAUGCGAUCUGCUCGUCGAACAUCUUCAUGACUCUACGUGGAAGGCUCAAAGUCUAAAACCACCAAGAGACCUAUCUGCGAGAACUCUAGAGCUGAUACGUCAACGUGGAGCUGCACGAGCCACAGUUAACCGAGGACUCACGUCCGAGCUCACAAGGUUUUGCAUAGAAGCGAUAAAAGAAUACCUCGAAAAGAGAAGAGCAGAAGUGUUGGCUGAAGCUGCAAAAGCGAGGAAAAACUAG